AUGGCGCUAGUACCUGUUAAAGAGGCUGGUUCGAUGUCGUUUCAAGUUCCGGUUUUGACCCAAACAAACUAUCCGGUGUGGGCGGUCAAGGUUAAGGCCAUUAUGGAUGCAAAUGGCGUAUGGGAGACUGUUGAACCGAGGGCGUUAGGUGCUGAACCGGAUGAAAAGAAAGCAAAACAAGCUUUAGCCUUUUUGUUUCAAGCUAUUCCCGAAGAGAUGGUGCUGCAAAUGGCUAGCUACACCGAUCCCAAGCAAGUGUGGGAUGGACUGAAGACCCGGUACCUGGGUGUAGAUCGGGUAAGAGCGGCUCGACUUGCAACAUUAAGAAGGGAGCUUGAAAAUAUGCGCAUGAAAGAGGGUGAAGCGGUUGAUGAUUUCGUGGUGAAACUGAACGGCAUAGCAUCGAAGGUAAGGUCUCUAGGUUAUGAACUUGAAGAAAUUGAUUUAGUGAAAAGAUUACUUGAUUCGAUACCGAAGCCAUUCUUUCAACUUGUGGCUUCAAUCGAACAAUGUUUUGAGUUGGAAACAAUGUUAUUCGACGAAGCCGUUGGUAGGUUGAAAGCGUAUGAGGAGCGCUUAAAAGCCAAGGAGAAGACGGAGGACAUUCAAGGCGGUUUGUUGUUGGUUAGUCAUGAGAAAUCGCACGGGUGUAAGCAUUGUGGCGUUGGAAGCUCAAACCGAGAUGACUUUCGGCGUGGCCGGGGAAGAGGUCGUGGGUCCGUGAGGGGUCGAGAUGGUAACGAGCGGUUCCGAGAUAAAAGCCACGUGAAAUGUUACAAGUGUGGAGAAUAUGGUCACUACAACAACGAGUGUCCGAAGUUGAAAAAUGAAGAGGCGAAUCUGAUCGAGGAGGAGCCGGCAUUACUGUGA
Molecule: messenger RNA, 870 nt
Organism: Helianthus annuus (common sunflower)
Lineage: Eukaryota; Viridiplantae; Streptophyta; Magnoliopsida; Asterales; Asteraceae
Exons: 1
Coding region: 1-870 (289 amino acids)
Molecular function (GO): nucleic acid binding; zinc ion binding
Source: RefSeq, a predicted model, not a curated record